Physcomitrium patens is the source of this 3409-nucleotide messenger RNA. RefSeq lists its product as uncharacterized. The record is from RefSeq and is a predicted model, not a curated record. Lineage: Eukaryota; Viridiplantae; Streptophyta; Bryopsida; Funariales; Funariaceae. Gene Ontology annotation, molecular function: protein binding.
AAGAGGGGUUUAUCCGCAGCCUUGAUGAGAGAAAGGGAAGAUGAUGGGGGGAGUGUGGGACAGCUCCUGUUUGGUAUUGUUGCUGGAAUUGUGAGUUGCCGAGGUUGGGGCUUAGGGAAGAGUCUUAGUGCCGUUGCUCUUCGACUUUGCAUUGCAUUUUGCGAAACAGAUAUCAAUUUUUUCUACGACGGAGAUCGAGUUUAUGAGGUGUUUGUGUUUACACUUUGUGGGUUGUUUUGGAAGUGAGCUGUGAGUUUCGUCGAGCAGUUGAAGACGAACUGGAUUGUUAAUCUGGAAUGGCGACCAGCUCUGCUGUGUUCCUGGGGGCCAUGAGUGUGUCGCAGGGGGAGCGAUGAAGCAGUGGGUUGAAUUUGGGUUUCUGUAGGAGAUUAUUGGGGGUGAGUUGAAUAUUGUAGUGAAUGUGCAGGUUCCUUCUUUGACAACAAAGUAUAGGAGGCUUGUUCUUAUGGAAAUGAACCUGAUCAUUUCGGCACGAUAGCGGCGCGUAAUAGCGAUAUCUGAAGAAGAAAAUUAGAGUAGAAUUCACUGACUUGGAGACAGAGGAGUUCAAUUGCGUGUUUACAAUGUUGCAUCCUUUAGGGUUCAAGGCAGAGACCGUAUCGUUUUCCCGCUUACUAGACCCAAAGCUCAAUUCGUCAGGCUCAAAUCGUUCCGCCCAUUGCGUGAAGUUGAAUGUCCAAAUUGUGUUUGCUGAGUUAGUGCCGACAGGGGAUGAAGGAGAUUAUCCGGGAAGGUACUAUGAACCUCUCCCCAUGCCUAACAGACGGUCAACCGCGGAGCAUCUGGCCACAACAAUGCACAAAGUGCCAGCCAAGUACAAGAAGCGGCAAUUGAACGCUAACCAGGAGGUUUGGACCCCACGGGAAGUCGUGAGCCGGGUGUUGGCCUUGAACCACUGGGAAGACAUCGACGGAGUACUAAAUUGUUGGCUUGGUCGCUUCAACAGGAAGAAUUUUCCUGCCCUUAUUUCGGAAAUCACGAGAACAGGGGCGUUAGAGCACAGUCUCCGUGUUUUUAAUUGGAUGAAAAACCAGAAAUGUUACCGGGCUCGUACCGACAUUUACAACUGUAUGAUCUGGUUGCAUGCCAGACAUCAGCGUGCAGACCAAGCGCGAGGUCUCUUUUAUGAGAUGAAGGUUUGGAGGUGCAAGCCGGAUGUGGAAACGUAUAAUGCGUUGAUGAAUGUUCAUGGACGGGCUGGACAAUGGCGUUGGGCACUGCAAAUUUUUGAUGAUAUGUUACAGGCCCCUAAACCUAUAGCUCCAAGCCGAAGUUCUUACAACAACCUGAUCAACGCAUGCGGCAGCAGUGGUCAAUGGUUUAAAGCUUUAGAGAUAUGCAAGCGCAUGACAGAUAACGGUGUUGGUCCAGACCUCAUGACGUACAAUAUUAUCCUCUCUGCAUUCAAAUCUGGAGGUCAACCCCGUCAUGCAGUUGCAUAUUACGAUCACCUCAUCUCAAAGAAAGUACCUCUUGACCGAUACAGCCACAAUAUAAUACUGAAUUGCCUGACAAAACUAGGGCGUUUCGAAGAUGCGAUCAAUCUCUUCAAAGAAAUGAGGAAGAUGAAUGGAUGUGAACCAGAUGUUGUUACUUUCAAUGCUCUUUUACAUGUAUAUGCUCUAUGUGGGCAGAUUACAAAGGCCCAGGAAACUUUUGAUAUGAUGAUUGGGGAAGGUAUGGCUCCUACGAUAGUAACAUUUAAUACUCUUUUAGGAGCUUAUGCGUCUCAGGGAAUGUAUACAGAGGCUCUUCAGGUGGUUGGGCUCCUUGUGAAAGCAAAAUUUGAGCCAGAUGUGGUUAGUUACUCCUCCCUGCUUAAUGCGUUUGGCAAGGCUGGCUAUCCAGAAAAGGCUCAAGAAGUUUUUGAUCUUAUGAAGCAGAGAAGCCGGAAACCGAACCUCGUUACUUUUAAUGGCCUGAUGGAUGCAUAUGCAAGUGCUGGGAAGUACGAGCGAGCUCGGGAGCUUCUGCACGAUAUGGCGGAAGCUAGAAUUGAACCUAAUGUCGUCACGAUAUGCUCAUUGUUUGCAGCAUGUGCACGAGCUCGGUGCCCAGAGAAAGUGAGAGAUGUAUUUCAUGAAGCUAAGGUACGGCAAAUAGCGUUGAAUGUCCCUGCUUUCAAUGCAGCCAUUACAGCGUACAUAGAAGCAGGACAAUUUGAUGAAGCUAAGGCGCUCCUUGAAGUCAUGGAGGAGCAAAAUCUUCGACCAAACGGUGUCACAUUUUUACUUCUUAUCAAUGCUGCUGGAAGUUUGGGAGAUUACCGAGAAGCAAGAACUUUAUAUGAUAAAAUGGUUGAUCUUGGCAUUCCUUUGACUGUGGAGCCCUGCUCAGCUCUUAUUAAUGCAUUCGCCAAGCAUGGCAUGUACAAUGAAGCACGUACAAUAUUUGACGAUAUGCGAAAGGCUGGAUGUAAGGCAAAUGUAGUUACAUAUACGAGUCUCAUGAUUGCGUACAGUAAUGCUGGAAUGUACGAUGAUGCUCAAUUGGCAUGCGAGGAGAUGGUGGCAGCAGGGAUAACUCCCGACUCGAUCGCAUUCGGAACUCUUUUUGUUGCCUUAAACAAAGCCAACCGUUCUGAAAAGGUUCUGCAGAUUGAAAAGAGUUCGCGAGCUCGGGGAAUUUUAUUUGAUGACGUUGCCUACACAGAAACGUUGUUGGCUUGCAGCAGGCUAAAAGAUUGGGAAACAGCUCUGUUCUUGUACGAAGGUAUGAAAAAGAGACGGUUACGGCUUACAAAUACUAUGGUGAUAAAUCUACUUUCUGCUGUUGGUAGAAGCGGAAAACUUGACCGAUUACACAAGGUCUUUUUGGAGCUACAACAACAGAUUGGGUUUGUGCCAACAUUGCAAAUGUACAACAUUUUGAUCGAUAGUUACAGCAGGGGCCUGAAGUGGCGGAAGUGUCUCGAGGUUCUGGGGUGCAUCAAGAAAGAUAUCUUGGAGCCCAAUUGGAAAACCUACGAACCUAUACUGUCGUGCUUGAGUCAACUAGAGCUUUGGGAGACUUAUCUCGAAAUUUAUGGGGAGGUUUUGGCGCAAGGGAUGGAACCUGAUUACAAUAUUUUGAAAAUAUCAGUAACGGCAUAUACGAGUUUAGGCAUGGAGGAGGAAGCCUCAUUGACAGAGGCUCGUCUGCAAGGACUGCGGCGAGAGACCAAGGGAGCGGUUAGAGGGGAUGUAAAGUUGCUACGUCAUUAAAAUGUAUAUUUUGUGUUUCCAGGUUUAUAUUUGGGCGGGCACUAUUCUUUUAGUUUUUAGUUUUGAAUUUUCUGCAACACUUGAUCACCCCUUGAGUCUCUUUAGAGAUCGUUUUACUCUUCGGUGCCACUUUUGUAUUCUAUUCAAAAGAAUAGAUAUCUACGACAUAUUUCCUCCACACCAAA